AUGUGGGAAGGACUAUUCGAACCAACUACCUCGGUCACCCUUGACUACAUUGAAGAAGACUAUAAGGUUACUCAGCGCUUUGUAUCCACGCUUGUCCUCUCUCACAACUCAAGUCGCUACGUCGAUCUGGAACAACUCGAAUUCCUUCUUACGCCGCAGGAACGGAUUUGUUUGCCGCUUGCUCGUAAGGACGAGUCGACCCGAUUGACGCUGCCUUUCUUGGAACUUGACGCGUAUCAUACGGCCCGCAGAACCUGGGAGUCACGGUCUGACAUGCUGUUCGUCAUCGAAGACGAGUCGUGUUUCAGUGGAAAGGGCGUUCGCUCGAUAUCCCAAUCGCUCAAUUUCGUGGAAGGGUCUCAGACGGUAAUCAUCGACGGCAUGCCUGUACACAAUACAUCCGCGGACUGGGCUUCUCAUCUAAGAACCCUCAACUCUGCCGCCGUGAACCUGCCGAACGAUGUCGUACUCCAACCGCGAUUGCCACACCGGGCUAACAGAUUGUCACGCCGGAACUUCGUCUCGAGAGGCUGGGACGAGUUCAAGCAGAAAGGACAUGACGUAAAAGAAGCCGUCGAAAACAGCGGCAAGCACGGCUGGGACACGGGGAAAAGCGUGGCGGGACACGCUAGGAACGGCGAGUGGAAAGAGAUCCCCGGCACCGCCAGUGACGGCUACGAAGAUGUCAAAGAUGAUUGGAGGAACGUCGAGUUAGGGCUCGAGCUCAACAAUUCUUUCCCGUACAGCAUUCACGAAAACCUUGGAGAUAGAAAGCUGAUUGCCGGACGAGAAGGGAUCCUUGCUUUCACUCCUAUGCCAAACAUCUUCUGUGUAAAAUGUUGGAUCCACCUGGAUGCGAUGAUAUACUACGACUUCGAGUUCGAUGUAAAUCCGCUCAACGCAGAUGGAGAAAACCGACACGGUGUUGAACGGGUCCUGAAGAAAGCAAAGGCAGGCUUCAGGGCGAUGAAGCCGAUAGAUAUACGGCUACAACUCGAAGUCGAUAUCGACGUCAGUGUGGACAUGUUUUGUCACAUUCCCAUUCCUAGCCUUGCCAUCGUUCCUCCAGAUACUCCUAUUUGCUCCCUGGGCUACACCGUAAACAGCAUCCUAUGGGACGGCCGAAGCCUUGGCAAGGACAAAACAAAGGACAAAACAAAGGACCAAGCAAAGAACCAAGCUGGUAAGGGAGUCGGCAAAGGUGGCGAGAACAAGAAGGGUGUUGAGUCGAUUGACAGUGGUAUCGGAUUCUUCAUCUUCUUUAACGUGGGCGUAACAGGGACGUUGAACCUCACCUUGCCGGGCAUGCGCUGGACAAUGGAGGAAGGUGCAUCAGCUGAGAUCGACCUGUUGGCACCUGACGCUGUGGAUGUCAAUCUCCCCGGUAGGCUUGUGGUUCUGGAACCAGCUCUCAAUGUUCAAGGACUCGAUCUGCAUUCGUCGAUAGGGCUGCGGGCAAAGAUCUCAGGUAAGGUUGUCAAUCCAGGAAUACCAAAAUGGGCACGACCGGGGUUCAUGGCAGCGCUUGAUAUUGGACGGCUGCCGAUGAUAAUAAACGAACCGCAGGGUGUUGACGCGAAAUGCUACCCAGGCGGACCGUACGAACGCGCCAUCGGGCUCUGGAUCUUCUUCAGAGCCGGCUUCUACGCAACCAUCACCAUCGGCCCUGUGAACUUUGACACGAACAGGCUCCUCGAGAUGAAGUUUGACAAUCUGGGUUAUUCAACAAAUCCGGAGUUGCUGAAGGCGCCCCCGCUCAACAUCUUCGUACCGAUCUGGCAGCGCUGCUGGCCGGUCACUAAAGGUGUCGCUGGCCGUUUCAACGAGUGGUUCGGGAAGGUGGUGCACCUGGCGUGGCCGGGGAAUCUCGUGAUCCCGUUAGGUGGAAACAACAAACGGCCAUCAAGGAGGCGCGCUACGAUUGAUCCUCCUUGA
Messenger RNA from Coniosporium apollinis CBS 100218, 1935 nucleotides. RefSeq lists its product as uncharacterized. The record is from RefSeq and is a predicted model, not a curated record. The coding region runs from base 1 to 1935 and encodes 644 amino acids. The transcript is spliced from 7 exons. Lineage: Eukaryota; Fungi; Ascomycota; Dothideomycetes.